Paramuricea clavata is the source of this 327-nucleotide messenger RNA. NCBI's taxonomy places the organism in Eukaryota, Metazoa, Cnidaria, Anthozoa, Malacalcyonacea, Plexauridae. The record is from the annotation of a GenBank genome assembly.
AUGAAACCAUACACAGAUGCCACUCUGAAAGAAAAGCAGAGAAACUUCAACAACAGGCUCAGCCGAGCACACAUGGUUAUUGCACAUGGGCAAUUGAAAGGCAGAUGGCACGUUCUACGAAAAUGUGAAAGCAGCGCUGCCCAAACUAAAUUAGUAACACUUGCUUGCGUUGUGUUGCAUAAUAUCUGCAUUGCACAUGUGGAUGCCAUAUCCAAGAAAUGCGAUCUGUCAAUUGACCCUGUAACGAAUGAAAAGCGGGACAGGGAAACUGUGCGUGCACUUCUUGGAAUGAGAUCAUGCAGGAAGCUAAAGGAUACCUCCGACUAG